UCGUACAGAAGCAAAGCAUGUAGGCAGUUGUACAACACAACACACUAUAAGGAUGGCUGCGAUUAAAAGUCAUCGAAUGACUGGCUUGAAGUCGUCAAAGAAAGGCACAAUGUUGGAUGAAUUUAUUAGUCCUGUAAAGAGAAUAAAUGUUCCGAACCAUAUCCUGGAUACAAAAAUCUUCAAUAAACUUUCGCAAAAUUCUGUCACGAAAGUUCAACCUGAUGUUGUUCAUUUUUCCGGCUACAAACUUCAUAAAACUCAUAAAACUUCGAUCAAAAUAUGCAACGCAUCUCCUCAAAGACAGAACCUUCAUAUUAUCCCACCUGCAACAAAGUAUUUUUCCAUCCAAUACACUAAACCGGAUAGAUUGGUUCCUGGGUUUACAAUUGAAGUAAUUAUCAACUUCACAGCCGAUGAAUGGAGAUAUUAUUAUGAUUGUAUUCGAAUACAUUGCAAGGGUGAAGAAAACUUAAUAGUUCCCCUUCAUGCCUUCCCUGUCAUGGACACGAGUAAAUUUCCACGGAAACUUGUUUUCCCUCAAAGUGGGAUUCGACUCGGUGAGAGUUGUCGUAAGAUCCUCCCCCUGCGUUCCCACUCACCUGUGGAAUUUGAAUUCCAAAUCUCUGUGUUACAAUCUCAUCCAUCCAUUGUCGUCAACCCUCUGUCAGGUAUUGUACCUGGUGAAGGAGGGACCGAUAUUUCAGUAACUUUCACCCCAAUGGAAUAUGUGACUGCCCACAUGACAAUGCAACUUGUCAUAUCACAAUUCAACACAAAACCUUUGCUUUGUGAUGUCACAGCAAGUUGUUCUCCUUCUGCUACUGUACAACUUACCAGAUCAGUAAAAGAUUUGGAUGAAGUUUACAAACAAACCAAACUUCUUGACCCUCGAUGUAUUUCGCCGAUACAAAUAGCUCGGAGGAGACAACGACAUAGGAACGUUCCGUUGAUACGAAGUUUUCCAAACAAAGAUUUUGAAUACGAGGGUUUACAAUUUCCAGCAAAUGUAAAUUCUCAACACGCUGUAAACAGCGUGCUUAUGCAACACAAGGGGAAACUAAGGGUGAAGGAUCUUAGAAUAAAACAAGAAGCGGAGUCGACGUUAGUUACUACUGUUGCAACGAAAUCCACUGACUCACUCACUUCAGUUAACAGCACACGACAAAUGAAAGAAGCUGCGUUUGAGAAAAUUACCCGACAAGAUGCGAUAGAUGAAAGAGCCAACCAGUUACGAUGGCAAGUUCAUCUUGGUGAAGAUCCGAUAAGUGACGAGGCGCGAGUGGAUGUUGUGGAACAAAGGAACCUUGCGUUGGAGGAUUACAAAUAUAUGAAGAUGAUGAAUCCGCGUAAGAACCAAGAGUUGGUGAGGUCAAAGUCGAAGAAAAUAUUCAGAAGAACUUUGCGUCGUGCUAACAAGGAACCUGAGGCAUCACCCCAGUUUGAUUUAUACAAGAACAAAUCAUGGACAGUGAGACAUCGGGCACUUGCACGGUUCCAACAAGCAGCACGCACUAUACUUAUACGAUGUCGCGCUGAUAAAAAAGUUGUCAUGCUGAGGAAACUUGUGGAGGAUUUUGGGAAAGGAUUAAUACCUUCUGAGCUUCCACUUGCAACAAGUAGUAAGCAACUUACAACAGGAAUGUCUCCUUUCCAGGUGGAAGCGCAUGACCACGGAGCAACUACAGGCUCAGACACAAGCAGGGAACUUCUCAUCAACUUUACCCCAAACCAAGUUAAACCGUUCACAUUCCCUGUGUACGUUUCACCGGAUACCAAGGAAGAUAUUGCUCCAGAUGCAUUAGGUGAAGUUCCAAUUGACCAAACAGAAGUUGCAGCGAAACGAAACAUUCCAUUCCAUGAUCUGGUGGUGCCACGUUAUUAUGAACUAGCUGGAUACAAACGACAUAACGUUGACGAUGCGUUGAACAAUUAUGUUUCACCUGGGUUGGCACGACAACUAAGGACAGGAGCUGAGGAUGAAAUAAUUCAAGUGAUUCUACCCUCGAAACAAAACAAUGGAGGAAGUGAUUCAAAAAUGAUAGAUGAUGAAACAAGUGAGAUGUUGCUUACUGAGGAACACGAGCCAACCAGCGGUCUCAUACCUCCAGCAGGAUUGUUCAAGAAUCCAUCUUAUCAUAAACUUCAUGUGUUUAAUCCUGUGCCUGGUUUAUCCCAACAUUACAUUCCAUUACAACACAGUGAAGUUGAUCAGAGUUACCAUCUCUGUCCAAUACCAAGAUACAACCAAUUACCAGCAGCCAAGAAAUUUAUCGAUCGUGAGGAUGUGAUCAAAGGAAUUAUGAGUUGGAAGAAAUUUUCCUCGCACGGGCUCGCUGCUUUAUCAACCACACCCACUUUAUCCGAUGUGUGGCUGCCACGAUGGAGCGACAAUUUUAGUCAAGCCAUGUUACCAAGUGAAACACCUCGGUUAUUAAAUCAACUUCCACAAGACGAUCAAAUGUUUCUAACUGAGGAAGAAGAAGAAAUAAAUGUGAUUUCACCGGAAAUGAUCGCUGCUCAGUUUGCCAUGGAAGAACAACUAAGGUCCGAGGUUGAGGAAGAUGGAAACAAAGUAGAUGAAUUUCCAAACUCAUCAAAACUCCCAACAAACAACAUUGGUAUUUCAACUCUUGGACCAACAUCAAGGGAAGGCAGACAAAGAGAUCUUGAAGUUUUCAUUCAAAACAAAUUUGACAAACUUGGUGGAAGAAUGCUGGAGCAAGUUACAAAGACAGGGUUGAAUGAAUUGUAACGAGGGGUUUAACAGAUUUUAUGAGUUGUUUGUAUAAACAAUAUUUUGCUGAUAAAUAAAUUUAUUUUUGCACUUGAAA
Messenger RNA from Ciona intestinalis (vase tunicate), 2831 nucleotides. NCBI's taxonomy places the organism in Eukaryota, Metazoa, Chordata, Ascidiacea, Phlebobranchia, Cionidae. The record is from RefSeq and is a predicted model, not a curated record.